CGGGGCUUUGGGAUGUCCUGGCACAGUCUUGGCCUCUUUUGCCUUCACAAUGUUUGGGGACUUAUUCGACGAGGAUUUUUCCUUCAUUUCCAACAAUCACUGGGGAAAAGGGAAGACAUCAAAGCCCAGAGAGUGUGAACCUCCAGCUCCCAGGGAUUUCACCAACCUCAGCGGGAUCAAAAACCAGGGUGGGACCUGCUACCUCAAUUCCCUGCUGCAGACUCUGCUUUUCACACCAGAAUUUAGAGAGGCCUUGUUUUCUCUGGGACCUGAGGAACUCGGGACACUGGAUGACAGCAGGAAACCAGAUGCAAAGGAGAUGAGGCAACACGAUGUGCAGGAGUUGAACAGGAUCCUGUUCAGUGCUCUGGAGACCUCCCUGGUGGGGACAUCAGGCCAUGACCUCAUCAACCGACUGUACCACGGGAUUGUUGUCAACCACAUCGUGUGCAAGGAGUGCAAGAAUGUCAGUGAGAGACAGGAAGAUUUCUUAGACCUCACGGUGGCAGUGAAAGGUGUUGCUGGCUUGGAGGAGGCCCUGUGGAACAUGUAUGUGGAAGAAGAAUACUUUGAAAAUGACAACUUGUAUCGAUGUGGAGCCUGUGAUAAACUUGUUGAAGCUUCAAAGUCUGCCAAGCUGCGGAAGCUGCCGCCGUUCCUCACCGUGUCCCUGCUGAGGUUCAACUUCGACUUCGAGAAGUGCGAGAGGUACAAGGAGACGAGCUGCUACACCUUCCCCCUGCACAUCGACCUGAGGCCUUUCUGUGAGCAGCCUGAAAUGGAUGAUUCAGAGUACAUGUAUGAGCUCUUCUCUGUUAUUAUACACAAAGGUGGCUGCUAUGGAGGACACUAUCAUGUUUAUAUCAGAGAUGUGGAUGAAUUAGGAAACUGGCAGCUACAGGAAGAAGAAAAGCUGAUUGAAGAUAAGGCUGGAAGAGAUGCUGAAAAUUCCAAAGAAACUGAGAAUCCACUGGCAGUCUUAAAAGGGAUUUUAGCAGAGGAAGACUCGAAGCAAAUUCCCGUGGAUCAAUUAGGGCAGAAAUUAUUGGAGAAAAAAGGGGUGUCCUGGAAUAAGAAAUACAGAAAACAAUAUGGAGCGUUAAGAAAGUAUUUGCAGCAUCACCCUCAGGUGUUCCAGCUGAGCCCUGAUGCCAACAAGGUUGGCCUGAAGGAAGCCCACGAGCUCCUGGUGGAGCUGGAUUCUCCAGGCCAAGCUCUGCAGAGCCCUCCUCAGAGCAAUGGUGUCCCCUGGAACUCAGAGAAGAGCCCCCCGAGGCCGAGGGCCACCUCUGCUUGUGGCCACUGGUUUGAUCUCAACGAUUCCAAAGUCCAGCCCAUCAAGGAGAAGGAUAUUGAGAAACAAUUCCAGGGUAAAGAGAGUGCCUACAUGCUGUUUUACCGAAAAUCCCAGUUGAAAAGACCUCCUGAAGCACGAGGAAAUCCGAGGUACCAAAUUCCUGAGCACCUCCUGGAUGAAAUGAAUGCUGCUAACACUGAGCUGCAAAAAAAGAGAGCUGAAUGUGACUCAGCCAACAAUGGCAUUGAUUUACAUCUCCAUCUGAGCUCCUGCUACAAAUUCCACAACGGGGCUUUGCAUCCCUCCCUCUCCUGGAAAGAGAGCGUGGUGGAUUUGACUAUUGACAGGAGGAAAACCCUGGGAGACCUUCGCCAGGCAGUUUUCCAGAUGUUGGACUCCUGGGAAGGAGACAUGGUUCUGAGUCUGGCCAAGCCUUUACCAGCAGGGUUACAUCUCUACCAGAUGCUUGAUGGAGAUGAGCUGAGCCUGGACGGCAUUGGGGUGGCUGAUGGAACAGACAUCUUUGUGUGGAAUGGGAAAGAGGUGGGAGGCACCAGGGUGCUGGCGGGCGCCGAGCACGAGCCCGUGGUGCUGAACGUGCUGCGCCUGGCCGGGCACAACGAGGGAGGCAAGGGCCAGCACUUCACCGAGGCCCAGCACACCUUCUCCUGCAGCACCAGCCUGGGGGACCUGCACAGAGCCCUGGCUCCCUCGGGGGGAAUCGUCCUCAGGAACAGCUCUGAAGCAGCAGCUGAUGAUGUUCUCCAUGUUUUUAUCCUCCCUGAAGUGCCUGAGGAUUACACUGUCAAGGAAGCAGAACUGAAGAUGGGAAGCUUGCUUGGGUUGUGCCAUGGGAAAGCUCCAACUUCCACUCAGCUCUUCCUGUACUUUAUGGUUGGGAGUGACCCAAACUCGAGCCCUGAGAUGGAGAUAGUUGUGGAGGAGACUGCCUCUGUCAGAGAGUGUCUCAAUUUAAUGCUGCAGAAAUGUGGAUUAUCAGGUGAUAACUGGCAUUUGAGAAGGCUUGACUGGUGCUAUGAAGCAGGGGAAGCACUAAGUCAGGAAAAUGCCACCCUGAAGGAACUCAAUGUGUGCAGAGGAGACACGUUGGUCAUAACAGAAGGAAAACUUCCAGAAAAGGGUUUCCUGAAAAUUCCCAUCUGGUGGCUCAGGCCUUCAAGCCAUAAGAAACAUGGAGAGAAUGCUCAGAACCAAGUGAAUGGGCUAACCUGCCAGAUGGAAGCUUUGCAGGUGUCUGCUGGGACAGCUUCCCCAGAAGCCACCCACCCAGCCAUGGAGCUUUGUUAUGCUGGCAGGAUAGAAAUAGCAGGAGAAGCUUCUCUGGAGGAGCUGAAGCUGCAGGCCCUGACCUUGCCAUGCUGCCAGGAGCAGGUUGUGCCCCUGCCCUCAUUCCUCAGGGCAUGGACAGUGGACAGCAAACGCCCUGGAAAGCUCCUGAGGAACAACAAGCAGAGACUCAAUGACUACAAGUUGGGUGCCAGCGUGGGAAUCUGCAUAGAACCUCUGGAAAAAGAAGAGAAUUUGGGCCCCCAUGAGCUGCUGCUGCGAGUCCAGAUGGGAAUUCCAGGAGAAAGGGACUACUCUGACUGCAGGGAUUUGGUGUGGGACAUCUCCAAGGAAUGCACCACCUGGGCACUGAGGCAGAGAGUGGCCUCUCACUACUGUCUCCCUGUGGAGAAAAUCGAAAUAGCCAAAUACUUCCCGGAGAGAUUCGAGUGGCUGCCAAUAUCCAGCUGGACACAGCAAAUUUCCAAGAGGAAAAGGAGGAAAAAGCAGGAGAGUUUGCAGUCAGCACCUUAUCACCUGAGGGAUGGAGACAUCAUUGGGGUGAAGAACCUUCUCCUUGAUGACACCAAGGACUUCAGCACAGUGAGAGAUGACAUUGGGAAAGCGAAGCAAAGGCAGCUGGCCCUGGAAAAAAAGAAAAGUCGCCAAGCCAGGAGUGUCCAGGAGCCCUUUUUCCUGGAGGAGAAGCUGCCCACAAAGCCCCGGAAACCAGAAGUGGCUCUUUCCAUCAAUGUGGGGGUUUUCAGAUAGCACAGGAGGGGCUUUGCUCACCACAACACACUGUAUCCAUCUACCUACAUGGAGCAGCCAGAGGGGCUUUCCCAAAGUGCCCUCAAGAAUCCCGGAGCCAAACUGGGGGUAGGAUUCAGGAUAACUCGGACUUUUCUCUGCUCUCUCUUGGGGAAGUGCUUUAGUGUCCCUUUCUCCACGUGGUACCUACUCUCAGGCUGGGUAAAUGCACUUUAUCUAGGAGGAAAUGGAGUAAUAUAUUCAAUAAUAUUGCUGACUCUUUUGUAUUCUCCCUAAAUGGAUUUUUUGGGGGCAGGUCUGACACAUUGCACCAUCACUACUGAGUUUUAAUCCUGUCAGAAUCAUCUCUCUGUAGAAUUUCUUUUUUUUUCCCAUCCCUCAUCACUGAAGUUACUACCAGUACCAGAAUUUGCUUUUCUCUCUUUAUAUGUAAACCUAAGUCUGUAGGAGCUGGAGCCAGACUUGAGGAAUGAAGGAAACAUGGAAAUCUCUGAACAAAGUGUACAAAAUGGGCUGAAAAAAGGGCAAAUUCCGGAUCUGUCAAGAUGUAAAACCCAGAGGGCUUCUGUGACCUGGAACAAGAGUGUGGUACACUUACAGUUUGAAGUUUCCAGGGCUUUUUUUUGUUGCCACUAAAUUGAAUUUUGCAGUUUCUAGGGCUUUUUUGUUGUCCAUAAGUUUCAUUAACAGACAAAACGGUUGGAAAGAAUUGACAGACCCAGUGUUUGGUGUUAAGUGGGUUUUACUGUACUCAGGAAAAGGGCUUGUAUUUAUUUUCUGUGCUCUUUUUUCAGAGGAAUUUCCCUCAUUUCUCAUCUUUCCAGUUGUUCUAACGCUCUGUUACAUUUACUGUGUUCCUCUCGGUGUCACAGGGCUGAGGUGGAGCCUCUGUCUGACAUCAGGUUCUGAAGUAUUAAGAUCAAAAGUAAGCCUGACUAUCCCUAAUUAAUAAUAAUGAGAGGACAAAAUACAAGUUGCUUUUGGGAACUGCAGCAAAUAUUUGACAGUGGAGGAGAUUUUGUAGCAGGAGCUGCCAGUUCAGCAGACUCCUAAAAUUUUGCCUAAGGUGGGAUUUUUCCUGCACCUUUUCGAGGUUAAGAAUAUUCUGGUAUUUCAGACAGCUGAAAGAUAAAAACUGACACUCAGAUAUCAGCAAAAAAGAAGUGAAAAGUGCCACAAAGCACACAAAGCACAUGAUUAGUAUUUAUUUAUUUCUGUGCAUAUCUUUGAAAUUCAGCUUCUGUGCUUUUGGGGGCCGAUCACUCCAGAAGGGGCUCUUUGAUGUCCUUGAAUUCACUUGAAUCCUGAAAUCCUGGUUUCAUGGGUAGGUUUCCUGCCUGAGGUGAGGGCAGCUGAUGCUUUCCUAUCUUAUUUUGUCGCCUUUUUCCAAAUCAAGUGUUCUUGGGAGCCCAUGUUUCCAGGAGGGAUCCAGGUGCUGAUUGGAAAGCUUUGUGUUUCCAGGUGGUUCCACUGCAUUGCACUUCCCUGCUGUCCCUUUAGUGCCUCCAGCUCUUGCUGGAGAGCUGGACUGAGCUCAGCCUUCCCCCUUUGAGAACUCUGCUUUCUCCCGGAGAACACCGAGGUUGGAGAAACUGAAGUGGGAAUUCCAAGAGGGGAUUUUGUGCCUUUGUUCAAGUGUGAUGUAGCAGCACCUGCACUGAACCAAUCUUGGAUUAUUUUUCAUAUUGGCUCAAAAAUGCAUUUUUCUUUUUUCCUUAAAACUCUCGUGGGUCAUUCCACAAGGAGAGAGUUUCUGGAAAAUGGGGGGGUAGGGAGAGGGAACCCCUUUGGAAAAUGGAGUCUUUGUGACUCCGUGGGUUAUGAUGGUUAUAUUGCGAAGCCUGGAAAAGCUUUCAUCUUUGUUUUUCAAGUGUUCUUCACAAAAUAAAAUGUCAUUUCUAGAU
Molecule: messenger RNA, 5259 nt
Organism: Lepidothrix coronata (blue-crowned manakin)
Lineage: Eukaryota; Metazoa; Chordata; Aves; Passeriformes; Pipridae
Gene: USP40
Product: ubiquitin specific peptidase 40
Exons: 28
Coding region: 50-3355 (1101 amino acids)
Biological process (GO): protein deubiquitination
Cellular component (GO): nucleus; cytosol
Molecular function (GO): cysteine-type deubiquitinase activity; cysteine-type endopeptidase activity
Source: RefSeq, a predicted model, not a curated record